CACUUCCCGCGUACAGAGAAUUCAGAAACACAAUUCCCUUUUACCCCCAAAUUCCCUAUUUCAGCACCAACCUGCGUCAUUCUCCGCUGCCGUCGCCGCUCCGUCACGGUUGCUUCGCCGGCGCUCCUCAACACACACACUCUCUCAACCAUAAACCCUACUCCGACGCCUUACUCAAACCAAGGGUUUUCAGUGAGGUAGAACUCCAGCGAGGGAUGACAGGCAGGAGCACGUAAUUUGAAAACACUUACCGUCGCUGGUUCCGAAGUUCCCUUCGCCAUUGUCGCUGGUUCUACUUGCUGUCGCUUCUAGCUCGUGCUUAUCCAAUGGCCUGGUGAGGGAACAAAUUAACACGGGAUAUUAUAAUAUAUACAAGCUGAAACCAAGGUCUAUAUAUAAUACAAGCAGGGCUGUUAAGGUGUGGAAAGAGCUACAAAUUAAGGUGGAUAAAUUAUCUGAGGCCUGAUAUCAAGAGAGGAAAUUUCACCAUUGAAGAAGAAGAAACCAUCAUCAAGCUUCAUGAAAUGCUUGGCAACAGUACUAGGUCUGUUCAGAAGUUAUUGGAGCAUCAUUUCACAGUGGGAAUUGUAGUGGUGUGGGUCAAUAGAAUCUUUUGAUCAAAGAAACAAUAGUGGAGUAUUUGGUUCUUCAGCAUAUUCACUAUCACAAAGUAUUGGUAGAGUUUAAGACUCCCAAAAAAGCUAUUCAAGAAUCAUUCGCUUGGAAGACAAUCACGUAUGGAUGAGUUUUUUGAGCACACUCAUACUCGCAAAGAGGAUAGGACUCAAUGGGUUGAUGAACACUCCCGAAAGACAAAGGAUAUAUUUCAAGAGCGUAUGUUUCAGGCUGACCAAGAGCGGCAGGCUGCUAUAGAGGCUGGUGUAAUUGAUCCACCGCCUGUCUCUGAGGAAAGCAUAUGGAUUGAGACAGUGGGUGGAAAACGAAGAGGUAGGGUAUAUGGCAUGGGUGAGGUAAGGGACUCUUCCAUGGUGCGGCCUCGAGUUGAUGGGCCAACCACGACCACCAGCGCUGAUGUUUUGGAUCUUAGAGAACGAAUCAUAAUACUCAAUAGGGAAGUUGAACAAUAUGCCGCUAAAUAUAGAGAGCUUGAAGACCGCUACCAAAGGGAGAAAAGAGAGUGGCAACAGACUGUUGAAUCAUUGCGUGAGGAUCUCAACACCAGUAACUCACAGAUGGAUCAAUUUAGUCAUCAGUUGAGCAGUUUGACUGAGUAUGUGAGAGCCAUGGGUCCUAGUAGUUCUGGAUCACGUGUUCCCCCACCUCCUCCUUUUACUUUCCCAAGCUCUCAGAAAAGCACAGCCCCAGCCCCAGUCCCAACCCCAACCCCAGGUAGAAAACUUCCACCUAUUCUGCAGCGACCAGGACAACCACAGAGUUCUCAAAGGGAGGAUGAUUCUGACGACGAUUUUGAUGACUCAGAUGAUUAUUUAGACGAGUAUGAGUAGGUUAUUUAAUUACUUUACUUUGAUUAUUUUGUAUUAUUAGUAGAUUGCAAUUUAAACGAAUAUAAGUCUAAGUUUAGUUAUUUAUCUUGUCUUGAGUCUUUAUGUUAGAG
Molecule: messenger RNA, 1576 nt
Organism: Arachis stenosperma
Lineage: Eukaryota; Viridiplantae; Streptophyta; Magnoliopsida; Fabales; Fabaceae
Exons: 8
Coding region: 738-1466 (242 amino acids)
Source: RefSeq, a predicted model, not a curated record